Molecule: messenger RNA, 347 nt
Organism: Staurois parvus
Lineage: Eukaryota; Metazoa; Chordata; Amphibia; Anura; Ranidae
Source: the annotation of a GenBank genome assembly
CACUGAUACAUGGCACUGUUGGGUGGCACUGACUGGCACUGUUGGGCAACACUGGCACUGAUAGGUGGCACUGAUUGGCAGAACUGAUAGGUGGCACUGAUGGGUUACACUGAAAGGCAGCUCAGAUGGGCACUGAUAUGUGGCAUUGAUGUGCACUGGUAUGCACUGUGGCAUUGAUGGGCACUGGCAUGUGGCACUUCUGGGGCCACACUGAUCAUCGGGGUACACUGAUCAUCAGUGCCCUGAUGAUCAGUGAGAGAAAUGCCGAUAACCGAUUGGACACAGCUGAUCACAUGACCGAGCCGACAUCUUCGGCUCUUUUUGUGAUCCGCUGUGUCCAAGGGACA